AUGUAUUUGCUUCUUUGUUUACCUUCCUGCUUAAUAGACAACUCUGCAUCUCUGUUUAAGCUGGUAGAGUUCCGGAAGAAUAAAGUGAGGGAUUAUGUGUCAGACUCAGAUUCAGACAAUGAUGAAUCCAGCAGCCCAGAAGUCAUUUUGAGACAGGCUCUGGCUGCAGUUUUGAUCAGGUUUCUCCAGACUCAACCGCAAGGGCGUGUGCUGAAAGCAUGCCUGAGAUCCUUACGGAUUCUCUCGAGGGACAAAAAGGUUUUGGGCCCUUUGAUCACUGACAGAGCGCUUCUCACUCUAGCACACCUGGGCGGCAUCAGCCACGCACCCGUUCCCAAAGAAGACACCGACGGUGAUGCUGACCCCUAUAAUGACAUCAUCCAGGCUAUUUCUGAGAGCAAAUUGGGUCGAGCGGAUGAGGAUGAUCACGACGGUGAGGAAGACGAUGGUUUUGGGGCCGUAAGCAGCGAUGUGAAUGACCCUGUGGUCUGGGCUCAGAGCGGUUGGUGUGGCGAGCGCAAGGCCAGCACUUUUUCAAUCAUGAGCCUCGGACCCUCUCGCAGGAGGAGCAGCGUCUUCAAAGCUCUCACGCCUGGUAAAAGAGACAGCAGAGGAAGCCUGGGAGGAGGAGAGGAAGAGGAGGAAAAAGAAGAAAAGUUCGAUGAUGAAGUCAACAGGAAGGAAGUCAUGAAAAUCUUCUGUAACAUUGUUUACAAUAAUGCUUGGGCACAAGAGAGAGCCAGCGAACUCAGUCUCCUCUGUGGUCUGACAGAAAAGCUAAAUAAGGAGUUUCAGUCCGCGUCUUCUCCUUGUGGUCAGUUUUAUGCACUCCGGUUGAUGUUUUUACUGACGGCGUUGAGACCUGAACUCAGAGCACAGCUGAAACAAGUAUCUUUCUUCUUCUAUUUUCUAAUAUUUUAGUGAGUUUUCAGAAAAUCUGCUAUUAUGUCAUAUACACUUACGUUUAGGCUCAGUCAGGACGCAUUAAAUGAUUAAA
This is a messenger RNA of Sinocyclocheilus grahami, 997 nucleotides long. RefSeq lists its product as uncharacterized. Gene Ontology annotation, molecular function: guanyl-nucleotide exchange factor activity; G-protein alpha-subunit binding. The record is from RefSeq and is a predicted model, not a curated record. Gene Ontology annotation, cellular component: cytoplasm; plasma membrane. Lineage: Eukaryota; Metazoa; Chordata; Actinopteri; Cypriniformes; Cyprinidae. The transcript has 4 exons. Gene Ontology annotation, biological process: G protein-coupled receptor signaling pathway. The coding region runs from base 1 to 921 and encodes 306 amino acids.